UCUGGCCGCGGUGCACGCCGGGAACUGUAGUCGGAGACGGGCUGAGGAACCGUGGCGGCGGCUUGUGGCGGCUCGUGCGUCUUGGGACUCCGCAGGGGCGGCCGGCGAGGGUGCCUCCGGCGCGCAACAGAUAGCGGACGGGAACGUGAAUGAGAGUUCCAUAAAUUCUACAGUCAAGAAGUAUAAGCUUUCUUACGGUUGCUAAUGAAGGAUGGCUACUCCAUAUGUUCCUGUUCCAAUACCUAUAGGAAGUUCUACUAGUUUUACCACGAAUAGAAACCAAAGAAGAUCAUCUCUUGGGAGCAUUUCAACAUGUUCCGAUUCUUCAAAAGCACAGCUAGAGGAAUCUUCUAUCAGUAGUUUUAAAAAGAGGAGUGUCCCUGAUGCAAUUGGUGCCACUUCAUCUCCUUGCAAUAGUCCGCUUGUUAGGACUAAAUUUAUAGGUACGAACACAUCUAUGGAAUAUUGCACUCAAGCAUCGGAAGAUAGUGAGCAAAACAUAAACUCUGGGAGCUGGGAAGAUCGGCCUGCUACGCCUACGAUACUAGGUUAUGAGGUGAUGGAAGAGAGGGCAAAAUUCACUGUUUACAAAAUCCUUGUAAAGAAAAAUCCAGAGGAAAACUGGGUAGUUUUUAGAAGGUAUACGGACUUCUCCAGGCUUAAUGACAAGCUCAAAGAUAUGUUUCCUGGUUUCCGAUUGGCACUACCACCAAAGCGCUGGUUCAAGGAUAAUUACAACCCUGAUUUUCUGGAAGAUAGACAGCUGGGACUCCAAGCAUUCUUACAGAAUUUAGUAGCUCACAAAGACAUUGCUAACUGUCUUGCAGUGAGGGAGUUCCUUUGCUUGGAUGAUCCACCAGGACCAUUUGAUAGCCUUGAAGAGAGUAGGGCUUUCUGCGAGACCCUAGAAGAAACAAACUACCGUCUGCAAAAGGAACUUGCUGAAAAGCAAAAAGAGGUGGAAGCUCUGAAAAAAAUGCUAAACGAAAAAGAAGUGUACAUAGAUGCCAUAGAGAAACAAUUGGGGGAUUUAAAUUUAGGAAAAGUGAAGUCUCGUAAGUUGUCAGGACAAGAGAGUGAGUGCAGUGGAGAAGUGGAAUCCUCUGCAAUAGAGGCAGAUCAAGGAGCCCUGGAAGAAAACAACAGUUCUGAGAAAGAGAAUCGGGCAACAUCUUGGAGCGGUUCAUUGGCUGAAAAUCACGUGCCAGAAAUCGAAGUUGCUGAGGUAGCGUAUACCACCGAUGAAGACAUGUAAAUGCUACCAGCUGCCUUUACAGUAGUGUAAAAAAGUCAAUGUCUGGAUUGCAUUGAACAGAAGUAUAUAGUAGCUGUCAAGCAGAGGUUGAGAUGGCAGAAGCUUGAAUGUUUACAUAAACCAAUCUAGAGAAACUUAUGGCAUAGGAAGGAUAUAAGUGCUGCUUUGUCUCAGCCAUUAUCUAGCCUUAUGGGAGAUAUAUAUUAAUAUAUAAAAAAGCUCUGGUUAAAGGGAGGUCAAGUUGGAAUCCUAAGU
Messenger RNA from Podarcis raffonei (Aeolian wall lizard), 1510 nucleotides. It is a transcript of the gene SNX16, whose product is annotated as sorting nexin 16. Gene Ontology annotation, cellular component: early endosome; late endosome; extrinsic component of endosome membrane. The transcript has 8 exons. The record is from RefSeq and is a predicted model, not a curated record. Gene Ontology annotation, biological process: endosome to lysosome transport; protein targeting to lysosome; early endosome to late endosome transport. Gene Ontology annotation, molecular function: phosphatidylinositol binding. The coding region runs from base 212 to 1255 and encodes 347 amino acids. Lineage: Eukaryota; Metazoa; Chordata; Lepidosauria; Squamata; Lacertidae.